GUCUUCCCUGCCACCUACGUAUUCACCACCACACCACACCACAGCUCUCCACCGCAAACGCUCUCACGGUGCGCAGCGAAUUCUUGCUCCCUCUCCCUCUCCUCCCUCUCCGGCGUCAUCUACCUCGGCACAAUCAUGGCUUCGGCAACGCUCAAGCACUCCACGCCGCCGCCAGCCGCGGCGCCUAACCAGGCCUUUGUCUCGCAAUGGUCGUCACGCUAUCGCGGGGCCACCGUCGAGGACCUCGACCCGCCCGCCGCCCUGUCGCUCAACCCUUCCGACGCCAUCUCGCUCGCCCUUCUCUCCGCCUUUGAGCGCGACUACACGCACCUCACCGUCGUCGACUCCCACACGCGCGCCCUCCUCGGCUACAUCUCCAUCCCGCACCUGCAGGCCCUCCUCGACGCCGGGCGCGUGCGGCCCGACGACCCCCUCAGCGCCGCCAUGACGCGCUUCCAGCGCCGCGGCCGCGCCUACCGCGUCAUCACCAUGGACACGCCCCUCGAGGCCCUCGAGGACUUCUUCCGCGGCGGCGUGUCCGGCGGCGACUGGAAGCAGGAGUUCGCCGUCAUCACCGACGAGAACAGGCGCUUCGUCCUCGGCGUUGCCACCGUGCAGGACCUCGACGAGUUUGUCAAGCGCCGGCCUGCUUGAAACCGAGGGCUCUCACCCCUGGGUACCUGGCUAGUGCCUAGCACAGUAGCAGCAGCAGCAGCAGCGGCGGCGGCGGCUCGGCAAAGAGGCGGAUCGACGAGAGAGAAUAUGAUGCAGAUUGGGUCAUGAUUGGGGACAUAUGAGCGCCGAAGCUAGCUGGACAUGUGCGUGUCCGAAGCCGCCCCGCAGCGGCUGCGGGUGACGGCUGGGCGCAGGUGCAUGCACGCAGCCUGCACGCACAUUUGUUGGCAGGAUGAUCCCCGCUCCGCUAUGGUGGGAAUGAGACGUCUAUCUUGUCCCACGGAAGCUCAGGGACAACUACAGACCAACCAGCCAAGAAGCAGGGACAAGCUUUGCUGGGCGGAGGAAAAGCGCUGGGAACGAUUUGGCGACGCAUGGGGGCGCGUGAUGUACUUGGUUUUGCCGAGGCAAAUUCCUGCUUCACGCCAACGUUGCCCCAUAUCAUGGCACAGCACAUCGCCCAUGAGGCUAGGGGGAAGGAGUAUUACAAAAUACAUUCGGCGAUUGUUCUACAUCUAUCA
Molecule: messenger RNA, 1196 nt
Organism: Purpureocillium takamizusanense
Lineage: Eukaryota; Fungi; Ascomycota; Sordariomycetes; Hypocreales; Ophiocordycipitaceae
Exons: 2
Coding region: 136-654 (172 amino acids)
Source: RefSeq, a predicted model, not a curated record